This is a messenger RNA of Limanda limanda (common dab), 1159 nucleotides long. RefSeq names its product C-C chemokine receptor type 4. The coding region runs from base 1 to 993 and encodes 330 amino acids. Gene Ontology annotation, biological process: immune response; G protein-coupled receptor signaling pathway; chemotaxis. The record is from RefSeq and is a predicted model, not a curated record. Gene Ontology annotation, molecular function: chemokine receptor activity. The transcript has 3 exons. Lineage: Eukaryota; Metazoa; Chordata; Actinopteri; Pleuronectiformes; Pleuronectidae. Gene Ontology annotation, cellular component: membrane.
AUGUAUUACUAUGAUAACGACACUUCCGGUUGUGAUCUCGGUUCAGCGUUUUCCAGUGGAUCCAUGGUCUUACCAGUACUUUACUACCUGCUGUUUUGUCUUGGUCUGCUCGGUAACGUGACAGUCCUCUGGGUUCUCCUCCGCUACAUAAAGUUGAAAUCUAUGACGGAUGUGUGCCUCCUCAACCUGGCCCUGUCUGACCUCAUGCUGGCUGUAUCUCUGCCCCUGUGGGCCCACGAGCCCCAGAACCUGGCGUCGUGCAGGCUGAUGACAGGAGUCUAUCAGCUGGGUUUCUACAGCGGCAAUCUGUUUGUGACCUUAAUGAGCAUGGACCGCUACCUGGCCAUCGUCCACGCCGUGGCAGCCAUGCGAGCCAGGACGCUACGCUACGGGAUCAUAGCUAGCAUCGCCAUCUGGUUUGUCGCUGCCGUCCUGGCAACACCUCAGCUGAUAUUUGCCUCCUUGGAGAUAGAGGAAGAUGACCCACGUUGCCAGCCUCUGUACCCCGAGCACAUGCUGCAGUUCUGGAAGAUGCAGCAAAACUUCAGUGAAAACACAGUGGGCCUUUUCGUCUGUCUCCCCAUUAUGAUUUUCUGCUACGUGAAAAUUCUUGUGGUGCUGUCCAGGUCCAGGAACUCCAAUAAGGCCAAAGCUGUGAAGCUGAUAUUCAUCAUAGUGUGUGUGUUUGUGGUGUGCUGGGUCCCUUACAAUGUCAUAGUUUUCCUUCAGACACUGCAGCUCUUUGGAAUCAGGGACAACUGUGAGGCUUCGAAAACCCUCUACUCUUCCAGAUGCAUUGCUGAGAUCAUUGCAUUGGCUCACUGUUGCGUGAAUCCGGUCAUCUAUGCGUUUGUCGGGGAGAAGUUCAGGAAGUCACUGGGCAAGGUGAUGACGAGAUGCUUCUGCUGGAGUAAUCAGAGUAGAGUGGCUUUCAGCCUCAGGGACACCACAGAGAAAGAGACUUCCAACACGCCCGUAAAAUCAGAUUACUGAAGAAUGUAAAACAUGCCUGGUGGCUCUGUGGUGGUGGUGUGUGCAUGUGUGGUUGUGAUGAUUCAGCAGUGUGUGAGUGUGUAGUGCUGGGGAGAUGGUGCUUGUUAGAACUGUAAAAUGGUGCACUGAAAAUUUCCAGAAACGAGGGAAUGAUUCAGUUUUGAAA